AUGGCAUUCUUAGGUUUAAGUUACGAAGAAUUUUGUACAAUUGGUACAGGUUUAAUUUUAGUAUCAAGCUCAUUUCUAAUGGGCGUGAUUUUUGGUAACCAACCAUAUGAUUAUAACGUUUUAUUCAAAACUAACUCCACUACAGAAGAUUUUGCAGCUUCUUUAAACCAUUACCAACAAAUUUAUAACACUAAUCCAAAGGUAUUUUAUGUAUUGAUGGGUGUCGCCACCCUUGGUUUCAUUGGUUCCAUGAUCAGGAUUUACAAACCAAACCCAGAAUUACAACUAUUUGAAUACACUUCAUUAGGUUUAUUUGUUUUUGCAAUUUGCAUCUUUAUUACAAACAUUAAAACUGGUGUGGAAUGUACUAUUUCACAUCAAUGGGGUGAAGUAACAGAAAAUCAAGGUCUAGCUGUAUUAGCAUCUUCAAACAUUAUAUUUUUAUUCUUCUUAGGGGGUACCGUUGUAUUACAAGCUGGUUUAUGGUAUACUAACUGGGAAUAUCAAAAGAGAUUAAAAGCUUUCUUUGCUGAAGAAGCUGCUGAAAGAGCUGCUGCUGUAGAGAAAGAAGCUACUGCAGGUCAAGGUAAAGGUAAGAAAGCACAAAAGGAAAAUAAGAAGCAGAAAUAG
Messenger RNA from Tetrapisispora phaffii CBS 4417, 630 nucleotides. It is a transcript of the gene SHR3, whose product is annotated as Shr3p. The coding region runs from base 1 to 630 and encodes 209 amino acids. The transcript has a single exon. Gene Ontology annotation, cellular component: endoplasmic reticulum membrane. The record is from RefSeq and is a predicted model, not a curated record. Gene Ontology annotation, biological process: endoplasmic reticulum to Golgi vesicle-mediated transport. NCBI's taxonomy places the organism in Eukaryota, Fungi, Ascomycota, Saccharomycetes, Saccharomycetales, Saccharomycetaceae.